Molecule: messenger RNA, 243 nt
Organism: Miscanthus lutarioriparius
Lineage: Eukaryota; Viridiplantae; Streptophyta; Magnoliopsida; Poales; Poaceae
Source: the annotation of a GenBank genome assembly
AUGGCUUCGCCCAAGCUCAUCGCUCUGUUCUUCGCCUUCGCCAUGGCGGCGGCGGCGCUGCAACCCUCGGAAGCGGGGAGGCUCCAAGUCCAGCAAGCAUUCAAGCCCGUGGCCGCAGGCCAAGAAGCAGCAGAAAAGGUGGCCGACCAAGCAGCCCAUCGACGACACCUCCGGCGGACCCGGGCAUCCCCGCUUGUAACGAUACUGGAUGUAUAUUAUAGGAUCACGGAGAAACACAAGUAG